CCCCUAAAUUUGGGUCAGCAAUCGAUUCAUAUUUCAUUUCAGGUUGCAAAAUUAAGGUGGCAAAGGUGGCAAGUUCUGUUAAAAAAGAAAAAGACCCGCUAGGGUGUUGAAUUCUACCACCGAAGUUACUCACCAUCGACAUCGUAGCAUGAUUUCGCUCUGCAAUUUGAAGAGCCUUCGAUUGGGGUUUUCAAUAUUUUCUUCUACAUGUGCUUCCAAAGAUCUAAAACCCUCACAUUUCCCUCUUCAAAUUCAGCUACUCUGCAGAAAUUUCAGCUCAGAAAUCUCACAAAACCACCAUGGCUUCACAGUCAGUUAUCUCAUAAACUCAUGUGGGUUGUCCCCAGAAAAUGCAAUUUCCGCCUCCAAGACGAUCAAGUUGCAGUCCCCAGAAAGAGCAGACUCCGUAUUGGCCCUUCUGGGAAGCCAUGGAUUCUCCCAAACCCAGAUCUCGAAGCUCGUCAGGUCACGCCCACGGUUCCUUUUAGCCGAUCCUGAUCAAACCCUUUUGCCAAAGCUCGAGUUUUUCAGCUCCAUUGGAGUUUCGAGAGAGGACGUUGCCAGAAUUGUGGCUUAUAGCCCAAAUCUUUUGGUGUUGAGCUUGCGGAAACGGACUGUACCCACUUACGAGUUUCUGAGGAGUAUGCUUUCGGAGAAAAAUGCGGCUUCUGUUGUCAAGCGCGGUACCUGGAUUUUCUUGGAAGGACACUCGAAGAAUGUGGAGCCGAACAUUGGGAUUUUGAGAGAAUCAGGUAUGCCACAGUCAUGCAUUUCUCUGUUGCUUGCUAGAUUUCCCCGUGAAUUGAUGUGGAAGACUGAAAAGUUUGGAGAAGUUGUGGAUGUGGUUAAGCAAAUGGGUUUUAAUCUUGAAAAAUCUACUUCAGCUGUUGCAAUAAGCACAUUGUGUGGGCACAACGGUAAGUCGAGAUGGGAUCAAAACCUUGAAGCUUAUAAGAGGUGGGGUUGGUCUGAGGAUGAUGUUCUCUCCGCUUUCAGGAGGUUCCCGCAGUGUAUGACUAAGUCGGAGAAGAAAAUAGCGCAAGUAAUGGAAUUGUUAGUCAACAAGAUGGGGUGGCCGUCAAGAAUGAUUGCCAAGUACCCGGUGGUCAUGGGUUUGAGUUUGGAGAAGAGAAUCAUCCCGAGGUGCAAAGUUGUAAAAGUUUUGCUGUUGAAGGGAUUGGUAAAUAUUGAAAACUUGAGUUUGGGUUUCGUGUUAAAACCUGUGGAAAAGAAGUUCUUGAAGAGUUUUGUGACCAGAUAUCUCCACCAAGUACCUCAAAUUGCGAGUGUGUAUCAUGGAAAUGUUGAUAUCCAGGAUGUGUGAUCUCCAUUCAUAUUUUGCUGGAGCAAAUUCACUUGGUUGCCAAUGGCUGAAAUAUAAAUUCGUUGGUUUAAACACCAGCUUGAUGUUGGCCUGAUCUCCCUGAUGCCACCAAUUUGCAGUUAAUGGUGCUGCAUGGCUAUUGACAGGAUACACAAAGCCGUGCUUGUAUUGGUGUUUAAUCUAAUAUAUUCAACAGAGGAGUGAAAGGAACCUUUUCUUUUUUGGUCUAUUGUUCAAAUCAAAAGAAACAAAUGCAAGCACGUGCACACACACAUAUCAGUCCUUGUGACAGUUGAUGGAGUCUGUAAUGAAGAAACAUUUCUUCCAUCUUUUAUAUUCGUGGAUGAAUGAAUCUAUUAGAAAGCAUUUGAAGACUUUCUGAUCAAAAGAAAGAAGUACGCCUUUACAACGGUACUUAUUUAUUGUUUCAACUCUCUAAUUAAUUCCUGUUCAAUAAACUAAAUUUAUUUUUCCAUAAA
Malus domestica (apple) is the source of this 1803-nucleotide messenger RNA. Its product is annotated as transcription termination factor MTERF15, mitochondrial-like. NCBI's taxonomy places the organism in Eukaryota, Viridiplantae, Streptophyta, Magnoliopsida, Rosales, Rosaceae. The record is from RefSeq and is a predicted model, not a curated record. Gene Ontology annotation, biological process: regulation of DNA-templated transcription. Gene Ontology annotation, molecular function: double-stranded DNA binding.